Aaosphaeria arxii CBS 175.79 is the source of this 1792-nucleotide messenger RNA. RefSeq names its product phosphomevalonate kinase. Bases 285 to 1691 code for a protein of 468 amino acids. Gene Ontology annotation, molecular function: phosphomevalonate kinase activity; ATP binding. The record is from RefSeq and is a predicted model, not a curated record. The transcript has 2 exons. Gene Ontology annotation, biological process: isopentenyl diphosphate biosynthetic process, mevalonate pathway; ergosterol biosynthetic process. NCBI's taxonomy places the organism in Eukaryota, Fungi, Ascomycota, Dothideomycetes, Pleosporales. Gene Ontology annotation, cellular component: peroxisome.
CCAAGCCCGAGCCACAGCAGUUAAUACCGAUAAGUCCAUAAUUAGUGGCCCAUCCCAAUCGCCCACUCCCACCACUCCCACUAUCACAACCACCACCGCAGCCACAUCACCAAAAUCAACCCCACCCACCAAACAGAACGAGCCGCCUCAACUUCCCAAAUCAUCUUGCAGCAAAAUCAAAACCCUGUAACUCCAGAUCGAUUCAGAGCAUCCGCUGGCGGAAACGAAGAACCACCACCCCAAUCCUUUCAACCCCCAAUUCCCCAAUUGCAAAUUCCGCCGCCAUGGCCACCUCCCAUACCCCUCGUGCUGUGUCGGCUCCUGGUAAGGUCCUCGUGGCCGGGGGUUACCUAGUCCUAGAUGCCGAUUACAAUGGCUUGGUGUUCGGCCUUGACGCACGCAUUCAUGUUCACGUUGAGCCAAUUCGUACUAAAUCUGGAGUGUCGUUGAGUGAGAUCACGGUGCAAAGCCCUCAGUUCAAUGGCGCCCAGUGGGCGUAUGGAUAUCGCCUGCUGGAGAAGGAUGGCGGCGUGGGAGUGACCCAGCUUGCGGUCUCACAUGACGUCCCUCUAUCCCGGAACCCAUUCAUCGAGACCGCCUUGACAUACGGCCUCUCCUACAUCAGCACUCUCCUCCCUGACACCCCCAUCGCCCCGUCCUCCAUCAACAUCCUCGCCUCAAAACCCUACUACUCCAACCCAGGCACGCCCUCCACCACCAACCCCAACUUCCUCAACUACAAUGCCACCCUCUCGGAAGCCCACAAGACGGGCCUUGGAUCCAGCGCCGCACUCGUGACCUCCUUCACCGCCGCCCUCCUAUCCUACUACCUCCCAGCAUCCAAGUUCACCACCACCACCGACGAUGGGCUGCGCGUCCUCCACAACCUCGCACAGGCCGCCCACUGCGCCGCCCAGGGAAAGGUAGGCUCCGGCUUCGACGUCGCCUCCGCGGUCUACGGAUCGUGUCUGUACCGACGGUUCUCACCGUCCCUGCUGUCCGGAUUGCCGUCGCCCAAGGAUUCCGGAUUCGCUACGGAAUUGAGGGCCCUGGUCGAGGGCGACAGGUGGGACACUUCGAUCGCGAAGGCCGCGAUCAAGAUGCCCAAGGGCCUGAGGCUCGUCAUGUGUGAUGUCGACUGCGGGUCUGAGACCCCCGGCAUGGUGAAGACGGUGCUGAAGUGGAGGGAACAGAAUAAGGAGGAGGCGGACCGGGUUUGGAAUGCUCUGCAGCAGGGCAAUGAGGCUUUGGCGAGGGAAUUGACGAGGUUGGCGACUGAAGAUGAGGGCAGCAGCGGAGAGGGCAAGUAUGAUGCGUUGAGCAAGAUCAUCUUGGGGAACAGGAAAUUGAUUCGCGAGAUGGGUGUGGCGUCGAAGGUACCAAUUGAGCCUCCGCAGCAGACUGCUCUUCUGGAUGCAUGCUCGAAGAUCCCAGGAGUUGUUGGAGGUGUGGUCCCCGGAGCUGGAGGUUACGAUGCCAUCGUGCUUCUCUUGGAGGAUCGCGAGGAGGUCAUUGCGGAGCUGAAGAACCUGGUCUCGAACUAUUCUGCUACUGCAAAUGAGGUGGCAGUGGUUGAUGGACAGGACGACUUCAAGAUUGGCAAAGUAGGAAUUCUUGGAGUAAGAGAGGAUAUGGUUGGCGUGAGGGAUGAAGAUGCCUCGCAGUAUCAAGAGUGGACUGCCACGAACUAAGACGAUAUGACCAAAAUAGUUUUCUUUCUCUUCAGUCGGUCAAGAUAGAUUUCAACGAUCAUAGCAAUGAGUGACGAAUGUACUUGAUUCCUUCAAACAAA